ACUAGAACUGCGGGGUCAACGCCAGUGGCUCGCAGGCCGUCCAAUGGGAGAAGACAUUGGAGGUACCCGGCCAAGUUCAGCUUCCUGAAGUGCGGGGAGCUUGGCGGGCGGUCGCUGCAAGCCGGGCGUAGGCCGCAGAGGUCGCGAGUUCAGGCGUCCCGGCUCCCGUGUGACUGUCGUGAUGUUUUUCUCCCAGGCCGGGGCCCGGCCGCGGAUGUGGGAAGCCAGCCCGUCAGAACACAAGAAGUGGGUGGAAGUAUUUAAAGCAUGCGAUGAAGAAAACAAAGGCUGUCUAAGCAGAGAGAACUUUAAAGUUGCUGUUGUAAUGCUGUUUGGAUACAAGCCCUCCAAGAUAGAAGCUGAUGCUGUGAUGUCCUCAGUAGAUCCAAACACUUCCGAUCGUGGAUAUUUAACUCUGGAAGAUUUCAAAAAAGCAUUUAAGCAGGUGGCUCCCAAGUUAUCGGAAAGGAUUGUUCUCGAGGUAUUCAGACACGUGUCGGUCUUCCCUGGUGGCACAGUGAUUAAGAAUCUGCCUGCCAAUGCAGGGGACACGGAUUCGAGCCCUGGUCUGGGAAGAUCCCACAUGCCGCGGAGCAACUAAGCCCGUGCGCCACAACUACUGAGCCUGUGCUCUAGAGCCCACGAGCCACAGCUACUGAGCCUGUGCACCACAACUACUGAAGCCGGCGUGCUUAGAGCCUGUGCUCCACAACAGGAGAAGCCACCGCAAUGAGAAGCCCGUGCACCACAACGAAGAGUAGCCCCCACUCACCGCAACUAGAGAAAGCCCGUGCACAGCAAUGAAGACCUAAUGCAGCCAAAAAUAAAUAAAUUAAAUAAAUUAAAAAAAAAAAAAAAGGACAAGUGUCCAAAUUUGCUGACCGUUUUGUGUUAAGUGGUUUCAGGAGAUGCCCCUUUGUACCACAUGUGUAAUUUUGAAAAAUCCACUUAAAUAUAGCCGUUCAAGGUAGAAGCAGUCUUUUAACAGUGAGUGGAAAAGUAACUGCUUCUCAAAAGAAACCUACAUUAUUGGGAGAACAUUUCUGAAAAUAGAUAUUUGGAAAUGUGAUUCUGUUUUAAAAAAUGUGUACACCUAUUGAAACCUUCAUACCUGCAUGUUUAAUAAGUUAAAAAUGGAAUGUUCUAAUCUGGUGAGAAAAGUCGUUCAGUGGUUUAAGAAAAAAAAAAAAAGAAAAUGGUCAUGAAGAACCUAGGGGCAAGACGGGAAUAAAGACACAGACCUACUAGAGAAUGGACUUGAGAAUAUGGGGAGGGGGAAGGGUAAGCUGUGACAAAGUGAGAGAGUAGCAUGGACAUAUAUACACUACCAAACGUAAAAUAGAUAGCUAGUGGGAAGCAGCUGCAUAGCACAGGGAGAUCAGCUGGGUGCUCUG
Balaenoptera acutorostrata (minke whale) is the source of this 1394-nucleotide messenger RNA. RefSeq names its product EF-hand calcium-binding domain-containing protein 11-like. Bases 182 to 601 code for a protein of 139 amino acids. The record is from RefSeq and is a predicted model, not a curated record. The transcript has 5 exons. Lineage: Eukaryota; Metazoa; Chordata; Mammalia; Artiodactyla; Balaenopteridae. Gene Ontology annotation, molecular function: calcium ion binding.